Manis javanica (Malayan pangolin) is the source of this 654-nucleotide messenger RNA. NCBI's taxonomy places the organism in Eukaryota, Metazoa, Chordata, Mammalia, Pholidota, Manidae. The record is from RefSeq and is a predicted model, not a curated record.
AUGUGGAACUUGGGAUCUGAGCCUGGCAGUGACAGGCAGCUGCCCCAGAAACACUGCCCAAAGCCGCUCAGGGGCUCGGUGUUGCCCUUGUGGUGGAAAAUUAUACACAGGUCCCGCUGGAAGGUGCAGGUGUUGGCCUCAGAGCUCAGCCUGGUUGCCUUCAUCCUGCUGCUGGUCAUGGUCUUCUCCAAGAGUUGGCUGUGCCUCUCCAGGAGCUGUUUCUACCAGCGCUGGCCUGCAGACAUUAGCUCCAGGAUCUACACGUCAUCUCACAUCAUGUCCAUGGGGCUCCUGCACUACUGCAAUCUGAAGAGCCACUCCCACCCAGAGAAUGGGAAAGUUAUUGUUAUUUUCUUCACCCUCAUGUUGUUCCCUAUUAACCUCUGGAUAUUCAAGUUGAAGAAGAACAUGUCAGUCCCCAUUGGCUGGAGCUAUUUUGUUGGUUGGUUGGUGUUUGUCCUAUGUGUCACCUGUGGGCUCCUUUGUUACUUCAACCAGGAACAUUUCUGGGGUCUGAUUAUAAGCCAUCUCUCUUGGAGCGUGUACUGCAGCUGUGCUUCAGUACAGGACUCUCUGAAGGAGCAGAUUGUCUCAAAGACCUUUGUCGACCAAGAAGAAGACCUGGAAUCUGAGCAAGAGAAGGCAUCGCUGUAA